Messenger RNA from Aspergillus eucalypticola CBS 122712, 1848 nucleotides. Its product is annotated as GMC family oxidoreductase. The coding region runs from base 1 to 1848 and encodes 615 amino acids. NCBI's taxonomy places the organism in Eukaryota, Fungi, Ascomycota, Eurotiomycetes, Eurotiales, Aspergillaceae. The transcript has 5 exons. Gene Ontology annotation, biological process: secondary metabolite biosynthetic process. The record is from RefSeq and is a predicted model, not a curated record. Gene Ontology annotation, molecular function: oxidoreductase activity, acting on CH-OH group of donors; flavin adenine dinucleotide binding.
AUGUCUUCCUUUACGACCUGGACACUUGUCCUAUUGGCCAUUGCUACCACUGCGUUAGGGUUUUCGGAAGAUUAUCUGGACGAUGCCGAGCUAGGCGUCCCGGGGCUAGACGCCUCCUUCGACUACGUGGUUGUUGGUGCCGGGGCUGGGGGCUUAACUUUGGCAGCUCGUCUCGCACAACAUAGAUACAGAGUAGCUCUGGUUGAGGCGGGAGACUUCUACGAGCUCAAAUAUCCCCUAGCUGCGGUUCCAGGAGCUGGGAUCAUAGGCAUAGGGAGCGAUGUGAACAGCUCGACACCCGUGGAUUGGCGGUUUGUCGCCUACAGUGUUCCGGGAGCCAACUAUCGUGACCUUCAUUACCCCAGAGGCAAAUGUCUGGGGGGAUCGACAGGCUCUAAUAUGAUGGUUUAUCAAAGGCCGAAUAGAGAGACAAUGCAAAAAUGGGCUGAGCUCGUGGACGACAAUAGCUACACUUUCGACCGAAUUCUCCCUUUCUUCCAACGCACGGCUAACUUCACUCCGCCCAACAACGACAUACGGCAUAGCAAUGCCACAGCAUCAUUCAACCUGGGUGCGUUUGAUGAACGGGGCGAGCCUCUGCAGGUAUCCUACCCUGACUUCGCCGUACCGUUUUCGAGCUGGAUAAAGCGCGGGAUGGAGUCUGUAGGCAUUCCGGAGAUCGAGGACUUCAACAGCGGGUUCCUACUGGGCGCUCAAUAUUGUGCUCUGACCAUCGACCCACACAAGAAGAUCCGAAGUAGUUCAGAGGCCGCUUUCAAAAGCUCUCCGAUACCACGUCUAAUGACUCUUGCACUGUACAAGAAGACAAUGGCAAAGAGAAUACUCAUCAACACAGAAAGGCGAGCUACCGGGGUGGAAGUAAGAACUGGGGACUUGAUAUAUAUAUUGCGAGCCACCCGGGAAGUCAUAGUGUCAGCCGGGGCAUUCCAGAGCCCUCAGCUCCUGAUGGUAUCUGGAAUUGGUCCAGCUAGUGCGCUGGAAGAGCAUGGUAUUGAGGUUGUUGUUGACCUUCCCGGAGUAGGGCAAAACAUGUGGGAUCAUGCUUUCUUCGGGCCUGCCUACCGAGUUGCGCUUCCAACAAGCACCAGGAUUGCCACUGACUUUCUUUACUUGACUGAAGUAGUCGUCCAGUAUUUAGCGAACCGUACUGGUCCACUAACAACCCAGGGAAUUGAUUUUUUGGCUUUUGAGAAGGUCCCAGAUGAACUUCGGUCUCACUUCUCCGAGGAGACGAUCCGGGAUCUAUCCUGGUUCCCUCCUGGCUGGCCUGAGAUAGAGUACAUUCCAGUGGCUCUCUAUCUUGGAGACUUCUCUGAUCCUAUUAAACACCAACCGCAAGAUGGGGCGCAGUAUGCGUCAAUCGCCGGAGCAUUAGUCGCACCCACAUCCCGCGGGAAUGUCACUAUUAUUUCAGACGACACAGACGACCUGCCAAUAAUCAAUCCCAACUGGCUUGCAACCAAAACAGACGAAGAAGUGGCUGUUGCGAUUUAUCGAAGAAAUCGGGAGAUUUUCCAGAGUCCGGGGAUGGAACCGAUUAUUGACGGGGAAGAAUACUUUCCCGGGGAAGAGUUCCAGACUGAUUCGGAGAUACUAGAAGUGAUCAAGGACACCCUUAUGACAGUCUACCAUGCUUCGUGUACGUGCAAGAUGGGUGUGCGCAAUGACUCAAUGGCUGUGGUUGACAGCCAGGCACGAGUAUUCGGUGUUGAUGGAUUGAGAGUGGUCGAUGCCAGUGCGUUCCCAUUUCUGCCUCCGGGACAUCCCCAAUCGGUAGUUUACAUGCUUGCCGAGAAGAUCGCGUCUGAUAUCAUAUGCUGGGACUGA